AUUUAUGCUGAGACAGUGUUCUGUCAAAUGUUGCAUUCACGUGAUUGUCCUACCCUUCUAACUGUUCCCAUACGCAGGCUUCUCAUGCGGAGGGCUCUCAUGAAGCUCGCUGCUCGCGUGCCGUUUAGAGGGGUGGUUCCUGCAGACACCCUGCAUGGGAGUUACCUUGUCUUCCAAGUCUGCAUUCGCUAACUGAAAAAAAUGGGAGGAUAAAACUGUUACAGUGUACGUUGAGAAAUAAUGAAAAUGUUUUAAAAGUGCAUUAAGCACAUGUAAAUAUGUUUUGGUAUUGACCUUAACAUAAGAGAAAGAAUUAAAAAUGGAAAUUUAUUAGUGAGCAGGAUGACAUUUUUAGGAGAUUACAAAGCAAUACACAUUUUCAGGAUGUGAAUAAGAAAAAAUAAAAUAAGGAUGGAAAGGUUAUGUUGUGGAGGUCAAAUAAUGUCAGUCAAAAACACAGGAACUGGAAAAGGGUACUCUGUGAAAGUGUAGUUCCAAGGAAAAUACGAAAAUUCUUUGGAGGAGAAACAAGUUCUGAGGAAAGAACAGAUUGAUAGAUGAAUAGAUACUGAUAUAUAGCAGUAACUCCUGGCAUUAUCUGACUCUGCUUUUCAGAAAUAGUUUAGGAAGUCUGAAGUGGAUGUUACCAGGUCCUGCUCCGUCACCGAACAGGCAUUUCCUUGGGCUGAUCUACACGUGUCUGACUGGGGGAUCCUUUUCCUUCACUCGACUUCUCCUUUCCUUUUUCCGGUUGGGAAAUCUCAUGUGAUUGGCAGAGUUGAUAUUCUGAGUGUGGAUUAAAAAGAUUUUCCUCGUGAGUACUUGGAGUGUGUGAGUGAAAACCCAGGAGAAGACACUUGUUGGCUGAGCUAAUACAAUGCAGUCACGGGAAUCCAUGACCUUCGAGGAUGUGGUUGUAGACUUCACACAGGAAGAGUGGACCUUGCUGGACAUAUCCCAGAGGAAGCUGUACAGAGACGUGAUGCUAGAGAAUAUUAGUCAUCUGGUCUCUAUUGGCAAACAGUUCUGCACAUCAGGUGUGCUUUCCCAUUUGGAGCCAAGAGAGGAACUUGCAAGAGAAGGAAUAAAUGUUCUGCAAGGCCAGAAUCCAGUUAUUUCAGGUAGAGAAGGUGACUUUAAACAAGAAAUGACAUCCAUACAAUAUAUCUAUCAGAAGGACACAUCCACCAUCAGCACAAUGAAGCAGAGACUUCAUACUCAAGAGGAUCCUUUUGAAUGUAAUAAUUUGAGAGAAGAUUUCAUUGAUCAUAUAGCAUUGACUCAAAAUAUGAUGAGCCACAUGGGAAAGAAACACUGUGUAAGCAAAAAAUUUGGGAAAUCCCUCAGUGACUGGUUAUCCUUUAAUCAAUAUAAGGAAAUUCACACUAGAUGUAAAUCGUAUGAAAGUCAUCUAUGUGGUUAUACCUUUAAUCAGAGCUCUUCCCGUAGACAACACAGUAAGACUCACACUGGAGAGAUAACAUUUGAAUGUGAUGUGUGUGGUAAAACCUUCAGUAAAAGUUCUAAUCUUAGACGACAUGAGAUGAUUCACACUGGAGAGAAACCACAUGGAUGUCAUCUGUGUGGGAAAGCCUUUACUCAUUGCUCUGACCUUAGAAAACAUGAGAGAACACACACUGGAGAGAAACCAUAUGGAUGUCAUUUAUGUGGGAAAGCCUUUAGUAAAAGUUCUAACCUUAGGCGACAUGAGAUAAUUCAUACUAGAGAGAAAGCACAUGGAUGUCAUCUAUGUGGGAAAGCCUUCACUCAUUGCUCUGAUCUUAGAAAACAUGAGAGAACUCACUUUGGAGAGAAACCCUAUGGAUGUCAUCUAUGUGGGAAGGCCUUCAGUAAAGGUUCUUACCUUAGACAACAUGAGAGAACUCACAAUGGGGAGAAGCCAUAUGAAUGUCAUCUAUGUGGAAAAGCCUUCUCUCAUUGUUCUCACCUUAGACAACAUGAGAGAACUCACAAUGGAGAGAAACCGCAUGGAUGUCAUCUAUGUGGAAAAGCCUUCACUGAGUCUUCUGUGCUUAAACGACAUGAGAGAACUCACACUGGAGAGAAGCCUUAUGAAUGUCAUGUAUGUGGGAAAGCGUUCACUGAAUCUUCUGACCUUAGACGACAUGAGAGAACUCACACUGGAGAGAAACCAUAUGAAUGCCAUUUAUGUGGAAAAGCCUUCAAUCACUCUUCUGUCCUUAGACGACACGAAAGAACUCACACUGGAGAGAAACCAUAUGAAUGCAAUAUAUGUGGUAAAGCCUUCAAUAGGAGUUAUAACUUUAGACUUCAUAAGAGGGUUCACACUGGAGAGAAGCCAUAUGUAUGUCCUAUAUGUGGGAAAGCUUUUAGUAAAUGUUUUAACCUUAGACAACAUGAGAGAACUCACACAAAGAAUGUAAUAAAUGUGUAAGAUUCUUCAGUCAUAGCUUCAACCCCUAAAUACACCAGAGGACUAACACAUUGAAGAAACAUUAUGUUUAUAAUCAGUGUAGAAAAACUUUUAUUUAUCAUUACUACACUCAACCUAAAUUAACUCAAAAUGGCUAGAAUCCAUAUGUAUUUUGUCUAUAUGGCACAAACUUUAGAUGCUAGACUGCCCGUAUACAAUAUGAGAGAAUCAAAGUAUAACUGAAUAUGGAACAAUCUUAAUCCACAGUAAUAACUGUUAAACAAAAGGGAGAAGUCACACAAGAGAUUCUAUGCAUGUUAUCAAUGUGAAAAUCCCUUAAUUUAUAAUUUAUCCUUUAAACGAGUGAGUAAAAUCCACAGGAGACAAUCCCUAUGUCUGUAAUUUCUAUGCAUCAUCAUCUUACUAAUCACCACUUUUGGUGUGGAGAAGAAGUCAGCAUAGUAUAACUAAUAAAACAGGAAAUAAGUGAAAAUAUUUUAUCCUAGGUGGAUUAGGGCUCUUGAACAAGUCAGAUAUACUUAGUGGAGAAGUUACCCAAUGAAAAAUCAUGAGAACUUUUUUUAUUAAUAGAGUAACAUUUGUAGGAUAGGUCUGGAUUCAUGUGAUAUAAAACACUCUAAAUGUCAUGAGUGAGGGAAAGUCAUCAGUUAGUUACUCAUUCCUUAAUCAAUGCCAACGUUUUUCCACUGAGGAGAAAACAAUCUUUACAGAAAAAUGGAAAUAGCUUCAGACAGAUUUCUUGUCUGAAAAGUCAGACUGGGAAGAAAAUUCUAAAAAGCCAUUGAGCAUACACUUGAGCAAAAAAUUCAGAAUUUUGGACAGACUUGUUAUUGAAAAUAUGUAGGAUAAAAUAUACAAUUCUGAAGUGACCUGGGAAUAUUGAACACAGAACUAAGUAAUAAGAAAUGAGAUUAAAUUUGAUUACUACUGGUAAAAAUGCAAGUAGUAAGUAUUGUUGCUAAAUAAUCUAAUAUUUUGGUCAAACUCUAGGUUUUUUAUUAAGUUUUAAACACAUACAUUUGUGUCAAUGGAACUAAUACUUGUAGAUCACAAAAUCAUAUGUCCUAACUUUAAUAUUAGUGGUAUAUAUGUACAUGGCAAUGAUGAAAUCAAACAUGGAUUAUUAAACAGUAACUUUAUAAGUUAAGUCUCAUGGUACAUGAAUUUGCCUCUUAUUUUUAAACCAGGUUACUGAAGUGUAAUGGACACACAUGGCUGUGCAAAUUUAGCAUGUACAACUUAAUGAGUUUAGAGAUAAAUGUACAGCCAUGAAGCCAUCACCACUAUCCAUGCCACAAAUAUAUUCAUCCCCUUUAGAAGUUUCCUUCUGCCCUAUAUUAUCAUUGUUUUCUCACUCCUUAGCAAAUUUUUAAGUAUGUAAUACAGUACUAUUGACUAUAGGCACUAUGUUGUAAAAUUUAAUAUUGUAAAAAAAUUAAAAUUAGAAAUGAA
Messenger RNA from Lemur catta (Ring-tailed lemur), 3868 nucleotides. RefSeq names its product zinc finger protein 596 (gene ZNF596). NCBI's taxonomy places the organism in Eukaryota, Metazoa, Chordata, Mammalia, Primates, Lemuridae. The transcript has 6 exons. Gene Ontology annotation, molecular function: DNA-binding transcription activator activity, RNA polymerase II-specific; RNA polymerase II cis-regulatory region sequence-specific DNA binding. Gene Ontology annotation, cellular component: nucleus. The coding region runs from base 878 to 2416 and encodes 512 amino acids. The record is from RefSeq and is a predicted model, not a curated record. Gene Ontology annotation, biological process: regulation of transcription by RNA polymerase II.